Messenger RNA from Ilex paraguariensis (yerba mate), 1986 nucleotides. The record is from the annotation of a GenBank genome assembly. Lineage: Eukaryota; Viridiplantae; Streptophyta; Magnoliopsida; Aquifoliales; Aquifoliaceae.
AUGGGGCUAGUAUCUGGUGUUUUCUUGGUUAGUGGACUUGUUGAGAACUAUUCGAAAAUGGGGUUUAUGGAGAGUUCUGAAAAGUGUUUUGAGGAGUCUUUGGCUUUGGAUUCCGUGGUUUGGACAGCUAUGAUUAAUGGGUAUGUAUGGUAUGACGAAUUUGAAAAGGCCAGGGAGGUUUUUAUGGGAAUGAGGGGUUUGGGUGUGGAAUUGAAUGAGUUUAGCUUGACUGGUGUGCUUGGUGCAGUGCUUGAUGUGAAAGAGGGUGAACUCAUUCAUGGUUUGGGUGUAAAGAUGGGAUUUUUAACUGGAUGUUCAACUCACUUGAACAAUGCAGUCAUGAAUAUGUAUGGUAGGUGUGGUCGUAAUAUUGAUGCUGUAAAUAUGUUCGAUGAAAUUCCUAAUCCAGAUGUUGUAUCUUGGACAGAGCGGAUUGGUGUGGCCUACGAUUGUGUGGAAGCUGUGGAACUCUUUAUAUUUUGUUGGUCGAAAGGUUUUGAAGUAAAUGAGUACACAAUAAUCAAAAUUUUGUCUGCCAUGGGAGGUCCAAGUAUGUUGAAACUAGGGAAACAAAUUCAUUCUCUUAUUUACAAGGCUGGGUAUUUGUCUGUGGUUUCUGUUUCCAAUGCAGUGAUAUCUUUGUAUGGGAAAACCGGGCAGAUGGGUGAUGCCAGACGUGUGUUUGAUGAGAUGAAUUUUCAAGAUUCUGUUUCUUGGAAUUCAAUGAUUUCUGGCUAUUCUGAGAAUGGACUUGCUGGUCAGGCUUUUGCAAUGUUCUCUCAGAUGCGUGAUAUUUUGCUGCAACCUAAUGAAUAUACUCUGGCAAGCAUGUUGGAAGUAAUCUCGAACUCUAAUUCUCUGGAACAAGCAAUGCAGAUACAUGCACUAAUGGUCAAAUUAAGAUUCCUAUCAGAUGAUUGCAUGCUGUCUUGCCUAAUAACAGCAUAUGGUAAAUGCAAUAGAAUUGACGAAUCAAAAAGGGUGUUCAAUGAGAUUGAUAAAGUGGACAAGGUUCAUCUUAAUGCAAUGGCAGCUGCAUUUGCUGAUGCCGGUUAUCAUGCUGAUGUUUUAAAAUUGUUCCAAACCAGAUUGAACAUGUCCCUUGAAGUUGACAGCGUAACUUUCAGCAUAGCUCUCAAAGCUUGUGGAGUUCUAACAGAUUUAGGUCAAGCAAGGACCAUACAUUCUUUGGCUCUUAAAUAUGGUAUUGAUAUGGAUAGCUUCAUUGGAAGUGCUAUUGUUGACAUUUAUUGCAAGUGUGGGAGCAUAGAUGAUGCAGAUAACGCUUUUCGGAAUAUAGCUGAAAACAAUUUGGCUGCUUGGAAUGCCAUGAUGAUGGGAUAUGCUCAAUCUGGUCACCAUCAUGGUGUCUUUGAUCUGUUCAGCAGGAUGCAAGAAUUUGGCAUGAAACCUGAUGAGAUAACUUAUAUUGGAGUUCUUAGUUCUUGUUGUCAUGCAGGGUUAGUGAACGAAGCACACCAUCAUUUAAAUUCUAUGUUUAAACUUCAUGGAUUGAUCCCAUGUUUAGAACACUAUGCCUGUGUAGUUGAUGUCCUUGGUCGAGUUGGACGCCUGGAAGAUGCAAAGAUAACUAUUGAUCAAAUGCCUAUUUGCCCUGAUGCUCGAAUAUGGCAGAUUCUUUUAUCAGCCUGCAACAUCCAUGGAAACAUUGAUCUAGGGAAAGUUGCAGCUAGAAAUCUUUUUGAGCUGCAGCCCGAAAAUGACUCAGCUUUUGUUCUUCUCUCCAAUCUUUAUGCUUCCGCUGGUAUGUGGAAUGCAGUCAGAGAAUUGAGAAGGAAAAUGAAACAAGAAAUAGUUUGCAAGGAACCUGGUUCUAGUUGGAUUCAAGUUAGGGGAUACAUGUAUUACUUUUUCGCUGGCGAUGCAUCGCAUCCUGAGAGUAAAGAAGUUUAUUCGAAGCUGAAAAGUUUGAAUAAGCAGAUGCUAGAAUUGCCUGAUGCAGACCAAAUGGCACUUUUUCAUUAA